Messenger RNA from Botrytis byssoidea, 612 nucleotides. RefSeq lists its product as uncharacterized. The record is from RefSeq and is a predicted model, not a curated record. The transcript is spliced from 2 exons. Lineage: Eukaryota; Fungi; Ascomycota; Leotiomycetes; Helotiales; Sclerotiniaceae. Bases 1 to 612 code for a protein of 203 amino acids.
AUGUUGAUUUAUCAUGAUCCCCCUCCGUCGUAUCAGGUCGAUCAUCAUGUUUGGAAUUCCGAAAGAUGGGGAUCCGAAGAUUGGAAAGCAGCUCCGAAAUCAACUACGCGACAGCUGAGCAUCUGGGAGCAAAACAAUGCCAUCGUGUUUGAUGUACCAGAACUCAGUGUGUACAUCGUUGAUCGUUCUGCUUUGACUUCAAACCAUACACGCGUUGCGCUCGCCCCUCUCCGUUCCAAAAGCAAAGAUGUGAUCUACUUCGGAAAUUCAAAGACAAACGUACUCAAGCGUAGUCUCAAACAAGGCUUCAAGAGCGGCUUCAAGAGAGGUGCUAAGCAUGGCUUCAAGACGGAUUUCAUGACUACCCUCAAGAAGAAUCUCAAGCGCAACAAAGAGACCGAUUCGGUUGAUCACUACUAUUUAGCAAGUUAUUUUAUCGAUUUCCUCGACGUACGGGAGGAAAGAUUGAGGGGAGAAAUCAUGGAGGCUUGGGCUCUAGAUGGUAUGAAUCCCAGCCCAGUCGAUCGGAUCAGUAGGUCAAAGUUUUGGGCUGCAAAGUAUAUGGUAAAGAUGCGCGUUAUUAAGGGCGCAUCCUGCGAUUUUAGACCUUAA